This is a messenger RNA of Anolis carolinensis (green anole), 2460 nucleotides long. It is a transcript of the gene tfpi2, whose product is annotated as tissue factor pathway inhibitor 2. Gene Ontology annotation, molecular function: serine-type endopeptidase inhibitor activity. Gene Ontology annotation, cellular component: extracellular region. Bases 190 to 867 code for a protein of 225 amino acids. The record is from RefSeq and is a predicted model, not a curated record. Lineage: Eukaryota; Metazoa; Chordata; Lepidosauria; Squamata; Anolidae. Gene Ontology annotation, biological process: negative regulation of peptidase activity. The transcript has 5 exons.
UGCCAGUCCCCUUGGGAGGCGCAGAAGCCCUUCGUAAAAAGAGGCCUGAGUCACCCCACGGCGGCCCGCCCUGCCGCCCUCCCGGGGAAACCCCGGCUUCGGACCCGAGCCAGAAGGAGGCGGAGGAAACGCCUUGGCGGCUUAUAAAGGGAAGCUCCGUUGCGCCUCGCUGAGAUCCCUCGCCGCGCAAUGGAGCCCACGGCCUCUUCCCACCUGCCGAGCUUGACACGGACGGCGUGCUUCUUCGCGCUUCUGGGGCUGGUUUGUCCCCAGAAGGUGCACGAAGACAGCAGAAAGAUCUGCCUGCAGCCACCUGUUGAAGGACCCUGCCGUGCAAUAUUUUCCAGAUGGUACUAUGACAGAUACUCACAAGCAUGCAAGGUGUUUUCAUAUGGAGGCUGCGAAGGGAACGACAAUAACUUCUUAAGUUGGGAGGAAUGUUCAAAACGUUGCAGCUCAAUUAAAAAAGUGCCUAAAAUAUGCAGGCUGGAAGCUGCCGAAGGAAUCUGUAGAGGUUCAAUACGGAAAUAUUUCUUUAACCUCAAGUCAAUGAGCUGUGAGAAAUUUUACUAUGGAGGAUGUCUUGGAAAUGAAAACCGGUUUGAUGAUGAAGAAUCCUGCAUGGACACUUGCAUGCCGAUAAAAACUGCCCCAUCCUUUUGCUACAGCCCAAAAGAUAAAGGAGUAUGUUCAGCUUCAGAGCCUCGUUUUUACUACAACGCAAAGACAAAAGCCUGUGAGGAAUUCACUUACACAGGAUGUGGUGGAAAUAAUAACAACUUCCGUACUCAGAAAGCCUGCCUCAAGGUCUGCAAGAAAGAGAGAAGGAAACCAAGUUUUUUGAGACGAAUAAAAGCCAGCACAUAAGACUAUGAAGUUGCUCCAAAUGAAGAAGUCAGAAGACUAAAGGCACUGUUUUAACUUACUGGGAAUGUUUUCCAAUGUUACAGUUAUCUGUUGCUGCUAAACAUUUUUAUCUUACUGUAGAGGAGUAUUUUUUGAACUGUAACAAACCAAAUAUGUCACGGUCUACCAAGGUCAAAUUGUAGAUCAUCAGCCUUUCUGGAUUGAGUCCUAUGGGCAGCACAAGGUGUUCUGCUAGGAGAAAUAAACUAACCUUUGUCUAGGUUUCUGGCUCUCAUGAAAUAGGCUCAGUACAUCUGCAGAACAAACAUUUUUCUCAACCAUUUUGUUAAUAUGUUUGGUAUACUUUCAUAAUGACUGUUUAUGUGGCCCUACCACCACCUAUCACAUUGAUAGGGAUGGACCCAGAGUUUGGAAAUAUUAUGUAGGGACAUUAACCCCUAGAAUCCCCCAGUCUAUCAUAGGGGAUUCUGGAAGCUUUAAUCCAAAAUCACUCUUCCAAGAAGUGAUAAACAUAAAUCAUAGCUCAGUGGUAGUUCACAGACUUUGUAUGUAGAAAGUUCCAGCUAUAGCUGUCUCCUGUUGAAAAUUUCUUGCUCUUAUUAGUAUUAAUUUUCUCAAUUUUUAAAAAUAUCAAAGUAAAUUAAUGUGUUUAAACAUUUUCUCUGCAUGGUUGUAUAGAGAUUGUUCUCCUGUUUUGGGAAGAAGGGUUUAACCAUCCCAAACAUAAGUCAAGACAUAUGGCAUCUUGUCUUUUUCGUAUAGUAGAACAUUGUUAGUUGUUUUUGGCUCAUUCUCAUAUAAGGAAUGAAUGCAGAAUUAUUUACAAGAAAAUUGUACUGAGUGAUAUCAAUACCCCUGCCAUGAUAUCACCUACACAUCUGGAAAGCACUGGAUUGGAGAAGAUGCCUUAAAGAACAGACGUGACAGAAACUACUAAAUGACAAACACCAUUUGAUAAUCUCAAAGUGUGUGCAAACCUUCUAAGGGACCAAUCUGAAUUGGUCAAGAUUUUCAGUAAUAGUACAAAAUUGUAACAUUUGUUGUCAACAGGGAGAAAUGAGCAAUAUACUCAACUGUUUUACUUCUUUAAAAAAGAAAACCGAUUCGCUGCUUAAGGUUGUUUACUGUGCUGUUGUUGUUUACUGUGACAUUAUUUUUCAGUGUUACCAUUUUGACAUUAUGCACUAUAAAGCCACAGAGUGAUUAUCAUGACUGAGUACAUUUCUAUGUGGCAGUUACAAUAGAGAAUGCUAAGCAGAAAACUAUUUGGAAGCUGGAAACACUGCAAAUUGGAGUUUAUGAGAUACUUGGGGUUCCUUUCCUUUCUUUGAAGCAACCACCAUUACUUCUUACAAAUUGCAUUUCUGGUUUAUUUUAUUCACUUCUUGAUAUUUACAGGGGUUUCCACCUUUUUGUGUAAAGGGAAAAUUACUCACUUUCACCCCUUGUUGUCUUUUCCCCAGAUUCCAUGUCCUAAUUUUCUUUGCAUGUGGGCCUGGUAGUAUUGUAACCCUGUAGAAAUGUGUGAAAUCACAUCAUAACAUCCUAUGUUUAAGUGAAAGUAAACAUUAAUAAAAUAAUUUGGUUCUGUAA